Messenger RNA from Astrephomene gubernaculifera, 403 nucleotides. NCBI's taxonomy places the organism in Eukaryota, Viridiplantae, Chlorophyta, Chlorophyceae, Chlamydomonadales, Astrephomenaceae. The record is from the annotation of a GenBank genome assembly.
GGAUAACAAGAACAUCGACAAGUCGGCUGUUCCCAAGAUAUAUAACUUCUUCUACCAGGCCAUCUUCCUGUCCAGCCUGCUGGAGCAGAUCACGGCCCAGGGAGCCCAGAUGGCUGCGGACUUUGCGCGGGUGGAGGUGGGCAAGCACGCGGCGGACUACCUGAGGGACCUGGUCACGCUGCCGGAGUGGAAGGCUGUGCGGCAGCGGUUGGAGGAGUGCGGGCGUUACUCGAACCCCAAGAUGCGGCGACUGGAGGAGGUCAUGUUGGAGCACUUUGGGCUGAAGUCCUCCGGGGAGAACGCACCGCGUGAUGUCUCGCCGAUUGCUGCGGCCGCCGCCACCGCCGUAGGUGCCGGUGCUGCAGGCCGGGACGGGGACCUUGCUGCCCGUGGCGUUGCCGAU